Messenger RNA from Amborella trichopoda, 1092 nucleotides. NCBI's taxonomy places the organism in Eukaryota, Viridiplantae, Streptophyta, Magnoliopsida, Amborellales, Amborellaceae. The record is from the annotation of a RefSeq genome assembly.
AUGAUAAUUGAUACGACAGAAGUACAAGCUAUCAAUUCUUUUUCCAGAUUGGAAUCGUCAAAAGAGGUCUAUGGUCUGAUAUGGCUAUUUAUCCCUAUUUUUACUCCUGUAUCAGGGAUCACAAUAGGGGUAUUGGUUAUUGUGUGGCUAGAAAGAGAAAUAUCUGCAGGGAUACAACAACGCAUUGGACCUGAAUACGCUGGUCCUUUGGGGAUUCUUCAAGCUAUAGCAGAUGGGACCAAAUUACUUUUCAAAGAGGAUCUUCUCCCAUCUAGAGGAGAUAUUCGUUUAUUCAGUAUCGGGCCUUCUGUAGUGGUCAUAUCAAUUUUACUAAGUCAUUUGGUAAUUCCUUUCGGUUAUCGCCUUGUUCUCGCCGAUCUAAGUAUAGGUGUUUCUCUAUGGAUCGCAAUUUCCAGUAUUGCUCCUAUUGGACUUCUUAUGUCAGGAUAUGCAUCAAAUAAUAAAUAUUCUUUUUCAGGUGGUCUACGAGCUGCUGCUCAAUCUAUUAGUUAUGAAAUACCGUUAACUCUGUGUGUGUUAUCAAUAUCUCUACUAUCUAACAGUUCAAGUACGGUUGAUAUAGUGGAGGCACAGUAUAAAUAUGGUUUUUGGGGGUGGAAUCUGUGGCGUCAACCUAUAGGGUUUCUAGCUUUUCUAAUUUCUUCCUUAGCGGAAUGUGAGAGGUUGCCCUUUGAUUUACCAGAAGCGGAGGAAGAAUUAGUAGCGGGUUAUCAAACCGAAUAUUCAGGUAUUAAAUUUGGUUUAUUUUAUCUUGCUUCUUACCUAAAUCUACUAGUUUCUUCAUUAUUUGUAACGGUUCUUUAUUUGGGUGGGUGGAAUCUUUCUAUUCCAUACAUAGCAAUUCCUGAGCUUUUCAGAAUAAAUAGAAUUGGUGGAGUUUUUGGAACAACAAUUAGUAUCUUUUUUACAUUAGCUAAAGCUUAUUUGUUCCUGUUCAUUCCUAUCACAACAAGAUGGACUUUACCUAGGAUGAGAAUGGACCAACUAUUAAAUCUUGGUUGGAAAUUUCUUUUACCUAUUGCUCUAGGUAAUCUAUUACUGACAACUUCUUCCCAACUUUUUUCGCUGUAA